This is a messenger RNA of Chrysochloris asiatica (Cape golden mole), 1740 nucleotides long. It is a transcript of the gene CES3, whose product is annotated as carboxylesterase 3. The transcript has 13 exons. The coding region runs from base 1 to 1740 and encodes 579 amino acids. The record is from RefSeq and is a predicted model, not a curated record. Lineage: Eukaryota; Metazoa; Chordata; Mammalia; Afrosoricida; Chrysochloridae.
AUGGAGAUGGAGUCAAGAGCUGGGUGGAGGGUCCAGGUCUGGAUGGCCUGCCUGCUGCUAGCAUUCUCUGCCAUGGCCAUGGGUAAGACUCUCAUGCUGGGCCUUCAAGUCUCUCAGCCUGAAGUGGACACAGCUCUGGGUCGUGUGCGAGGCCGGCAGGUGGAGGUGAAGGGUACAGCCCGCCGAGUGAAUGUCUUUCUAGGCAUCCCAUUUGCCCAGGCACCACUGGGGCCUGGCCGGUUCUCAGCUCCGCAGCCAGCACAGUCCUGGGAGGGUGUGCGGGAUGUCAGCACAGCCCCUCCCAUGUGCCUGCAGAACAAAGAAAGAAUGGACAACUUCAGGUUUUCGCUGAACGGGAAGCACCAGAUGUUCUCCAUUUCCAAAGACUGCCUGAUCCUCAACAUCUACAGUCCAGAUGGACCCACUGCAGGGACUGGGAGGCCUGUCAUGGUGUGGAUUCAUGGGGGCUCGCUGAUGGUUGGUGCUGCCACCUCUCACGACGGGUCAGCCUUGGCAGCCUUCGGGGACGUGGUAGUGGUCACAAUCCAGUACCGCCUUGGUUUCCUUGGCUUCCUCAGCACUGGGGACGGACACGCACCAGGAAACUGGGGCUUCCUAGACGUGGUGGCUGCUCUGCGCUGGGUACAGGGAAAUAUCAGCCCCUUUGGGGGUGACCCCAACUGUGUCACCAUCUUUGGGAGUUCUGCAGGUGCCCUAAUGACUUCUGCACUGGUCCUGUCCCCACUGGCUGCGGGGCUGUUCCACAGAGCCAUAGCCCAGAGCGGGGUCAUCACCCUCCCAGGGUUCUUGAAUUCUGACCCACUUUCCUUGGCUCAGGGCUUCGCAAACUCAUUGGCCUGCAGCUCCAACUCCACAGCUGAGAUGCUGCAGUGCCUUCGGCAGAAGAAAGGUGAAGAGAUGAUUCUUACCAAGGAGUCCAAGCAGAAAAUUAGUAUCAUGGUUUCUACUGUUGAUGGCAUCUUCUUCCCUAAAAGCCCCAAGGAGCUCCUGAGGGAGAGACAGUUCCACCACGUGCCCUUCCUCCUAGGUGUCAACAAUCACGAGGUUAGCUGGCUUGUCCCCCAGGGCUGGGGAAUCCUGGAUCAGAUUGAGAAGAUGAGAUCGGAGGACAUGCGGACUCUCCUGAGGCCCAUACUGUCAGCAAUGGACAUCCCCCUGGAGCUGAUGCUUACACUCAUAGAUGAAUACCUAGGCAAUAGCUUGGACCCAUGGACCAAACGUGAUGCCCUUCUGGACUUGAUGAGUGAUGUUUACAUCAACCUUCCCACCUUGAACUUCUCAAGAAUCCUCCGAGAUUCUGGAGUUCCCGUCUUUCUGUAUGAGUUUCAGCAUCGACCCAGUUCUUUUGUGAAAAUCAAACCAGACUGGGUGAAAGCUGACCAUGGGGCUGAGUUGGCCUUUAUGUUUGGGGGUCCCUUCCUCACAGAUGAGAGCUCUCUUUUGGCCUUUCCAGAGGCCACGGAGGAGGAGAAGCAGCUGAGCCUCACCAUGAUGGCCCAGUGGACCCACUUUGCCCGGACAGGAGACCCCAAUGGCAAGGGGCUGCCUUUUUGGCCCCGCUUCACCCAAUCAGAGCAACACCUGGAGCUCAGCCUGGCGCCGAGGGCUGGUCAGAAGCUAAGGGAAGCUCGAAUGCAGUUCUGGGAAGAGACACUGCCCAAAAUGAUCCAGCAGUGGCAGCAGAGGCAGAAGGACAGAGGAGUCCAAGAGGAGCUCUGA